UUGCAGUUCACCUCAGAGAGUGUACGAGGAGUGCGUUCGGUAACUGCGAGUCUAAAUGGCGGAUGCGGAGAAGAAGCCGUAACUGGAACAAUAAAUUUUUAGUUCCGUGUCUACAAACGGUGUGAGGUGUUUCGACAUUAAUCCCCGAAUUCCCCUGAAAGAAGGUGUGUUCGUGCACAUGAAGCUCGACGUUAGUGACCAAUCUCCGUUUUUCCUGCUUUGAGGCGAGUUGAGGCUUGUAGCGUUCUUGCUAACAGCUAACGGCUAACGGGUGUUUCUGAAGCACUGUAAAGAAGCGGCCUCUUACUGUGUCUUCAUGGUGUUUUUAUGAAUAUGGGCGACUCUCUGGGUCUGAUCGGGAAAAGACUGCUUCUUCUCCUGAACGAUGGAGGGGCUUGUGCUGCUGCUCCAGCCGACCAAGGCGCUCUGCAGGCCGCCUGGAUCCGGGGGACCGUCCGGGCGGUCAGUGUUAUCGGGCUGGCGAGUCCGGGGGUGGAGGUGUUCUUGGAGUUUGAGGACAGCCCGUGGAGGCAGCGCUCCUGGGUGCAGCUGUACGGAGAAGAGGUCCGAGCAGCUCUGAUGGAAAACAUCAUUGUGUGGGCUCCCGCAAGCGACUCGUCCAUUUCCACAGUCGGAGGAACGGCUCCCAGCCACUGGCCUGCCCUGGUGUUUCAACCGCUUGUGGAUCGUGUCGGAAUAGGAUCCCUCGUUCCGGUUGAGUUCUUUGGAACGAGAAAGCUGGAAUUUCUCCCAAGUGGAAGUUCGCUUCAGAGAUUUGAGGCUGAGAAGGAUGUGAGGCAUCCACUCCUUCAGGAGCAGCCAGCACUUCAAGCUGCCAUCAGCACCUGGCAUCGCGACUCCGAGCUGCAGGAGAUCCUGAGAAAAGGAACGUACACGAUCCAGGGCCGAAGGGUGCAGGUGUACCAGCCGGAGUUUGAAGAACCGUGGGCGCAGGGACUAGUGUCUCAGCAUGAUCCUGUGAAGCACAUUAUGGAGAUUACCAUGGAUCAGAGAGAAGAGACCCAGGUAGUUGAUCCCCGAGUCAUUCAUGUAACGCUUACUGUGGAGUCAACAGAUGAGGAUCAGCAAAGAAAGGAAGCAGACAGCGCUAAGGGUGAGUGCGGGCGUAGACGUCGGACAGCUUCCGAAGGAGAUGAGGAUGUGACCCUGAAACGAUUCAAAGGAACAGGGGAGGUUGAGCCAAACGGGCAGACGGACAGUGGUUCAGUCACAGCAGACUGCGAAUCAACGGACCAUUCCAUCAGCAGGUCUACUGGAGUCAUUAAGGAGAAUGGCAACACCAAUUUGAGCCAAGAUAAAACGGCUUCUCUGGCAGCCACUGCAAUUCCUACAUCCAUCUUAGCUCCGCCUCCUUUGAAGCCUGCGCCAUCUGCCUUUUCUACCAUAUUUCCCUCUUUGGGUCAGAUGCCUAGUUUGGUGCCCGGAGCUCCUGCACCCAAGGUUGCUUCUACAGCCCUGGCACCCGAAAGGGACGAUGGAGUUCAUUCAGCCUUUCCCAGAUCUGCUCCUCUGAUAUCUCCAGGUCCUGUCACCAUCUCUUCACCUUCCCAGGACAACUCUCCCAGCGUGGUUCUUUCUGCAACCCCGGAUCUCAACCAGCAAGCACCUGUUUGGGGCUCGCUUCCAGAAGCAAGCCAGACUCCAAAGCCAACCACUCUUGCUGCUGUGGGAAUUAGUCCUUCUCAGCCCAAGAAGACCAGCGGGGCUGUGUUCGGUGAUGUUCCUGCACAGACUAAUGGAGCAUCCCAAGACAACAAGGAACCCUUUGGUUUUUACUUUGCUAAACCACAAGAACCUCAGCAGCAAGCAUCUAAUCCAUCACAGAACUUAUUUUUUCAGUGUAUGUCUCAGACACAGACUCCAAGUCCAGGUAUCGCACAAGGUCAGUCAAAGGACACUAACUACUUUACAGCCUUGGUGAAAAACGUCAACAAGGAGCCACCAACCCUUUUCAAGCCCGCUGCUGACUCCGAGGGCCUAAAAAAGGCCGUUGUUGCAUCUGCAUCUGCAGGACUGUUUGGUUCUGCACCAGCUAGUGCCCUGUCAUCUGUACAAGAGCAGCCCAAAGUGCCUGAUGUUAAGCCAACAGGUAAUGGAAUUCUAAUAAACAAAUCUUUUGGAGCAGGAGGAGACACACUGGGAAAAUUAACCCCCGGUUUCCCACCAGCUGUUGGCAGCAGCCCUGUUUUGGGUUCAGGGGACAUUUCUAAACCUGUUUUAGGGCUCGGGACCUCUCUUGGUCUGGGCUCCACUGCACUGAAUAGUCCUGGUGCUGGACUGAGAAAUACUACCAGUGCUAGCCCUGCUAGUGGAUUUGGUCUGCUUGCAGGCAGCAAGGUUUCAGAACCUCAUGAGAACCUGUUCCUGGCAGCCUCGAAAGAGGCUAAUCCAUUUCUUGCUUAUACUGGAGCAAUCUCGAAUAGUCCAUUUAGCAAGUUGACCACUCCAAACCUGGACUCGUCAGUGCCCCCUACACAGCCUGUAGGAGGCACCGGUAUUCUUAGCCAAGAUCCACCAGCUACUGAUGGCCAAUCAAAUUUAUUCACAAUGGAUGACCAUCCUAAAGGAAUUCUUUCUUCCCAGUUUGCGAGCUGUUCUUCUUCCUCUCCUCCUGCGUCUUUUAUGCCACAACACAAAGAAGAUCAGGAGCUCAAACAUAACAAAGAGGCUACCAAUGAUGGGACUGCAGCCUUUAACACCGAAAGCGUGUUAUCAGAGGAUCAGACGGCACCCAUGCUCUUUGACCAAGCGUCGCAGAAGUUCUCUCUGGAUGAUCGUGGCCAGUCAAGCAAACGGGACUCUGACUCCAGCACCAACAGCGACUUGUCUGACCUGAGUGAGGCUGAAGAUGCCAGCGAACAAACCCAAAACCCUGGCAUGCACUCGUCUCCGGAUGGGUCUGAUGUGCAGAAGGCUAAAGCCCAGGCUGCUAAGAACAGACCAAGGAGCAAACCAUUUAAGGUUGGUCAGUCCAUACUGAAGGACCAGAAUAAGGUGCGACGUCUGAAGCAGUCCGGUGAAGCGUUCCUGCAGGACGGCUCAUGCAUAAAUGUGGCUCCACACCUGCACAAGUGCAGAGAGUGUCGCCUUGAGCGCUACCGGAAAUCCCGUGAGCAGGAUUUGGAGGACGACGACCCCAACGUGGCCUGCCGCUUCUUUCACUUCCGUAGGCUAGCGUUCACGAAGAAAGGGGUGCUUCGUGUGGAAGGCUUCCUGACCCCGCAGCAGAGUGACAGCAUGGCCAUGGGCUUAUGGCUGCCAGCCGCAAAUGCACACGAGGGCCUUGACCUGGACACAUCCAAGUAUAUUCUGGCCAACGUGGGCGACCAAUUCUGCCAACUCGUCAUGUCCGAGAAAGAGGCCAUGAUGAUGGUGGAACCUCACCAAAAGGUGGCGUGGAAGCGGGCAGUUAGGGGUGUGAGAGAGAUGUGUGACGUGUGUGAGACGACGCUCUUCAACAUCCACUGGGUUUGUCGCAAAUGCGGUUUUGGCGUAUGCUUAGAUUGUUACCGGCUACGAAAGAACCAGCCACAUGAUGAUGUGGAGGAAAACUCAGACGAUGAAGUCUUCUCAUGGCUGAAGUGUGCAAAAGGACAGCCUCAUGAACCCCAGAACCUCAUGCCCACUCAGAUUAUUCCUGGCACAGCACUCUAUAAUAUAGGGGACAUGGUACAUGCAGCACGAGGCAAGUGGGGAAUUAAAGCCAACUGUCCCUGCACCAGCCGGCACAAUAAACCUGCGGCACGGCCUAACGUGCCCAACGGCCUUGCACAAUCCGGUACAGCUUCUAGCACAGGAAAUGGGGCUGCGUCUUCUUCAACUCCCCGUCCAGAUGGGGAUCCUGUGACUGGUGCAAUAGUGAAAAUAGAAUCUGGUGCAGAGGGAAACGGUGCUGACAUAUCUGGCAGCAGCAGUGCGAACACCAGCACAACAGGGCCUGCCAUUGCCCUUACCCCUGGUUCUAAAGAUGCCAAGGGUAACACCUCUGCUCUACACUGGCUGGCUGACCUAGCCACACAGAAGGCAAAAGACGAUUCUAAAGACUCCAGCUCCCUACGGGCCAUGAUGCGUCGUGACGCUCGUGCUCCCUUCGGUCUAGAUGCAUUCAGCAGUCUAUCCAAACCAGCAGGCCCACCUCCCAAGCUCUUCAACAGCUUGCUGCUGGGCUCUGGGCCGACCCACCCUAAAGCCGAGGGCACCAGCCUGCGGGACCUGCUCAACUCCGGCCCAGGCAAACUGCCCCAGGCACCUGAUGGUGGAGUCCCCUUUCCUUCAGUAUUCACCUCUUCAGCAGGGGCUGAUAAAGCAAAGGGAGGUCUACCUACCAUCCUGGACCACAUCAUCGCCUCUGUGGUGGAGAACAAGAAAGCAGAGAGUCGGCGUGUCUCUGGGCCGAUGGAGGGCACCGAGUCAUGCAGUGUUACACGCAGAGACGGAGUGAUGGGCCUGAGCGUGCUUGAACCCCACACCUCCCACACGUGGCUAUGUGAUGGCCGGCUCCUCUGCCUUCAGGACCCCAGCAACGGCAACAACUGGAAGAUUUUCCGUGAGUGCUGGAAACAGGGACAGCCGGUGCUGGUCUCAGGUAUCCACAAGAAGCUGAAGACAGGUUUGUGGUUGCCGAAUGCUUUCAGUGAAGAGUUUGGGGACCAGGAUGUAGACCUGGUCAACUGCAGGAACUGCGCGAUCAUCUCCGACGUCAAGGUCCGUGACUUCUGGGACGGCUUCCAGGUCAUCUCCAAACGGUUGCAAGGUGCUGAUGGGCAGGCAAUGGUACUGAAACUCAAAGACUGGCCACCCGGAGAAGAUUUCCGAGACAUGAUGCCCACACGGUUUGAUGACCUUAUGGAUAACCUUCCUCUACCCGAGUAUACAAAGAGAGAUGGACGACUAAACCUGGCAUCCCGUCUUCCUAACUUCUUUGUGCGGCCGGAUCUAGGCCCCAAGAUGUACAACGCCUAUGGUUUGAUAUCAACAGAAGACAGGAAGGUUGGCACCACAAACUUGCAUCUGGACGUGUCCGAUGCUGUUAAUGUGAUGGUGUAUGUGGGAAUACCCCAGGGAGACAACGAUCAAGAAAACAAAGCAGACCCUGCUGGAUACAAAGAGGUGUCGACUACCAUCGAGGAGGGGGAUGUGGACGAGAUGACGAAGAGGAGGGUGUAUGAGGGGAAGGAGAAGCCGGGUGCGCUCUGGCACAUCUAUGCCGCUAAAGACGCUGAGAAAAUUCGUGAGCUCCUGCGCAAGGUCGGAGAAGAGCAGGGUCAGGAAAACCCUCCAGAUCACGACCCCAUCCAUGACCAGAGCUGGUAUCUGGACCAGGUGCUGCGCCGCCGCCUGUAUGAAGAGUAUGGAGUUCAGGGUUGGUCCAUCAUUCAGUUCCUGGGAGACGCCGUGUUUAUUCCAGCUGGAGCACCUCAUCAGGUGCACAAUCUGUACAGCUGCAUCAAGGUAGCGGAGGACUUCGUCUCACCCGAGCACGUGAAGCACUGCUUCAGGCUGACACAGGAGUUCCGGCAUCUUUCCACAACACACACUAACCACGAGGACAAGCUACAGGUGAAGAACAUCAUUUACCACGCUGUGAAAGACGCUGUGGGAACGCUGAAAGCUCAUGAGGCAAAGCUGGCCCGGUCGUAGUUCUGCUUGUCCAUGGUGCAGAGAGACUGGGUGGUUGUCGGGCACUUAAAUUAAGAUUGAGUGCCAGUGUGCUCACAGAACACACUCCUGAGUUUCAGACAUGUCCGAUUCAGCGGUCUAGGAUGAAGGACGUGCUUCAUCAGUGUUACAAACACCGUUUAGUUUUUUUUUUUUGUUUGUUUUUUUUUUUUUUUUUUUAAAUGACUGUUAAUUUUUUUUCUGUAACAAAAAUGUGUCUGUCUGUUUCUCUAAAUGUGGACCGUUUGUCGGACUGUUUAUUAAGAAGCCGAAAGAUCUUUUUCAAAACGGAUCAGCUUCUCCUGCGUAAAUGUGAGCACUGGGUUUCUUUAUAGCCAACUUUAUGGUUUGUUUUCUUCAGCUCUGUAUGUAAAAGAAGUGAAAGGAUGUUUAAAAAAUCAAAAAAGAUUCCUUCCACACUCUGGUUGAGGUGGACAUGAGUUUUGAAUGGAACUAGACCAAAGUUUUGUAUUUUUAGUUUAUAAUUUCAGCUAAAAUGAAAUCAUGGUCUUAUUUACUUUUUUUUUUAUAGCCCUAUCGGCAAUUCGACUCACUGAUGAUGAACGCUAGGCUGGCAUUAAGAAAUGUUUGUUGAAAUAUUAAGAAUUCCAGUUCUGAAUUACUGGUCAUUAAUAUGUAUCAUUAUGUAUUGAUCUUAGCUGUGUGUAUGAUUUUUCAAAAUAAAGUUUACAAAAAAAAAAAAACAAGCUGUU
Molecule: messenger RNA, 6392 nt
Organism: Tachysurus vachellii
Lineage: Eukaryota; Metazoa; Chordata; Actinopteri; Siluriformes; Bagridae
Gene: kdm3b
Product: lysine (K)-specific demethylase 3B
Exons: 26
Coding region: 328-5661 (1777 amino acids)
Biological process (GO): regulation of transcription by RNA polymerase II
Cellular component (GO): chromatin; histone deacetylase complex
Molecular function (GO): histone H3K9 demethylase activity; transcription coregulator activity; chromatin DNA binding
Source: RefSeq, a predicted model, not a curated record